AUGGCCUCUCCAAUUCGGCCUGGAUCCCAGGGAACCUAUGCCUCACCGACAGCCACCUCACCUACCACCGAAUACCCUUUCCCUAGCGUCCCCCAAAGGCAACAUGGAGGCCCAAGAGGUGCCUUGCGCCGUGGGUCGACGUCAAGCUCAAUUGCCAGCACUCUCGAAACGGCUUCCCUCAAUAAUGCUACAAUAACAGAGACGAGCCAAAAUGCUAUCUCAACACUGCUGCAACACCCGAUAAUCCACACCGGCCUGAGAACCGGGACUGUUCCUUCCAACUCAGGGUACAAGGCUCCUACACCCCGCGAUAUCCCUCCCGUCGCCCUCACGAAUAUCCCCCACAUCGAAGCCAAGGCCUUCCAUCCUUACCUGUCGCAGGUCGGUUCUUUGUAUGAAGCGUUCCAAAGGGCCAAAAAUGAGGGUGAAGGCGAAACAUCAUUGUUCCACCGAGACAAGAAGGAUACCAAGAAUGAAGAGUGGGAGGCCAUUCUUAGCAAGCGCUUGCAGCGGCCUGGGCAUUCACGGACGAGCUCGAUGAGCUCGACGACAUCAAUCCAGGUCGAGCCGUCUCAGCCGAAGAGGAGACAGAGUGGCCAACGCUGGCAGGCGGUGACGCCGCUGUCGACAAUCCCAGCUGUCUACUCGGAAGAAGAUUUCCACCUCGAGAACCCCAGGACGUUUGAUAUUGUCUCUGAGAACGCGGAGAUUGUCCGUGACCCAAGCGGAACUCCUUCUGGACGGAAGUCUCUGGCGACAAAUGCGAUCCUGCAAGAGAAGCUGUCGUGGUACAUGGAUACGGUCGAGGUCCACCUGAUCAACUCGAUAUCAACGGCAUCAAAGUCGUUUUUCUCUGCGCUCGGAUCUCUCAGAGAGCUGCACAAUGAGGCUGCCGAUUCGGUCGACCGUAUUCAGCGACUGCGGAAAGAGCUCGCAAGACUUGACAAGGAAAUGGCUAUUGAUGGACUGAAAGUCGUCAAUCUGAAGCAGCGUCGUGACAACGUCCGUCAGUUGGCACAGGCAAUCAUGCAAUUGGAAGACAUUGUCAAAUCUGUGCAAACAUGUGACGACAUGGUUGAACAAGGCGAGAUCGAUGAGGCUUUGGAUCGAUUGGAUGAUGUGGAAGCCUUGAUGGCCGGCAAGGAGAGCAGGUCCCCCAACACGGACCAACAAUCCCGGUAUCAGAGACGUGACCUGCGAAGAAUCAAAGCCCUGGAGGGCGCCUUCGAUGACCUCAGUCAGUUGCGUCAGCGGGCUGGGCGGGGAUAUGAAGCCCGGUUUCACAACAGCCUGCUCAGUGAUAUCAGACGGCACGUUCAGCAAACGGAGACUAGCAUGACCCUUCAAAGAUGGGGUGUCGCCUAUACAAGGCCUAAACCGGGCCAAAGGAGGGCACCUUCUGCAUUCCCGGGCUACAUGAAUAUUGGAUCCGAGCUGAGGGAUGAACUCGAAGCUGAGAUGAGGGGCCUGUCGAGGGCCAGGUAUACCACUCCGGCAGCUACUAGUUUCCGAGCAAUUGUCUUGCGAGAGAUGAAGAGCAUGAUUCGGAAACAGCUGCCGAGCUCCAACGACGAUGACAAUGUUUCUACAGUCUCCGCUUCAACAAUGGGUGGAAGAAACAUGAGCCAGCAGGAGAAGUCGUCAAUUCUGGCCAGAAAUCUGCGAGCUUUGGACGCGCAAGAUUGGUAUCAGAUGCUCGCCACCAUCUACACAAACAUCAGCGAAGGUCUGCGCCGACUCAGCGUGCAAGUCAAGAUUUUGCUGGAUAUCACGAGCAAUUUGCCAGAGCACAUGAUCAAAUCGCCUCCGAGAACUCCUGAUCCGGCAAGUAUCGAUAGAGUGAUGAGCCCUCCGACAGGCCGAGCUCGAGCAACCAGUUCCGUGCAAGCAGAAAUGCAGCAGGUUCUGGAUCUCUCCAGUCUGUUAGGGGAAGGUGUAGAUCUUGCACAGGCACAGAUCACAAAGGUAGUCAGAGUCCGGUCACAGCAGAAUUCAGAGUUGCCGUUGCCUGACUUCUUGCGAUACUUCACGCUCAACCGACUAUUCGCCGAUGAAUGCGAAGCGAUAUCUGGCCGCAGCGGCACGGGCCUCAAAAGUGUUCUUGAUACCCAGAUCAAGGAUUUUGUAGCGCGAUUUGCGGACUCCCAGAAGCAUGAAGUAAUCAAGGUGAUGGACGCUGAUAAAUGGGACGCUAGAGAUUUUGGUGAGCGCGAGAACGAGAUCCUCACUCGGGUCAUGGAAGGCAGUACCAACGAUGCUCUUCGCUGGAUCGAAAGCACAAUGAUCUGGCAGGUGUCCACCAAUGGCGCCGAGGCCAGCAACGGUGCCGCAACUAACGGCACGGCUGCUGCUGGUACAAAGGUGCGCAGUGCUGUGGUCGAUGAACAGAAGUACAUACUACCAGAAUCUGCCAUUGCCAUGCUACGAUCCAUGGAAACCUUCCAACACCUCGCAGCUGGCAUCCCAAGUAUGAGCACCGAGGUGGCGACUUCGUUACUGGAAAGUCUCAAGUUGUUUAAUUCACGAAGCUCCCAGCUGAUCUUGGGGGCCGGUGCCACUAGGAGUGCAGGACUGAAGAAUAUCACGACAAAACACCUGGCAUUAUCGUCCCAAGGGUUGAGCUUCAUCGUCGCACUCAUACCAUAUGUGAGAGAAUUCUUCCGCCGGCAUCUCCCUUCCUCGACAUCUUCGCAAGUGAUGAACGAGUUCGACAAGGUCAAGCGUCUCUUCCAGGAACAUCAGCACGGUAUCCACGAGAAGCUUGUCGACAUCAUGUCUGGGCGGGCCUCGAUGCACGUCAAGGCAAUGAAGAACAUUGAUUGGGAAGAAGCGGCCAAAAACACUGCCGUGCACGUGUCACCCUAUAUGGAGACAUUGACCAAAGAAACGGCCACGCUGCAGAAAGUCCUGGCGAAGCAUCUACCGGAACCUGUGGUCGCGGGGAUCAUGAUGCCGGUGUUUGCAAGUUACCGAGAGCAGUGGACGAACGCGUACAGAGACGUUACCAUCAAGUCCCUCAAGGCAAAAGAAAGGCUACUGGCGGAUGCGUCGUUUUUCAAUCUGCGAAUCAGUAAGAUCGACGGAUCGGGAGAUCUGGGAGAGCAUAUCGUGAAAGUCGUCGAGAACAAGCCAGUGGUCAGCACUGCAGCAGCGUCCUCACCGCCGCCGCCGCCGACACCCCAAUCAACCGGCCCAUCUGAAAUCCCGGCGACAGCAGAAGACGGGGAGCAGAAGCCGGCGUCCGCGCAGCAGAACGGAGAGAAGAAGGCCGAAUCUACCGAGAAGCAGGAAGAUACUAUGACAUAG
Fonsecaea erecta is the source of this 3306-nucleotide messenger RNA. RefSeq lists its product as hypothetical. NCBI's taxonomy places the organism in Eukaryota, Fungi, Ascomycota, Eurotiomycetes, Chaetothyriales, Herpotrichiellaceae. The transcript is spliced from 2 exons. The record is from RefSeq and is a predicted model, not a curated record. The coding region runs from base 1 to 3306 and encodes 1101 amino acids. Gene Ontology annotation, molecular function: syntaxin binding. Gene Ontology annotation, cellular component: GARP complex. Gene Ontology annotation, biological process: Golgi to vacuole transport; retrograde transport, endosome to Golgi.